GCGGCGGCAAUUCCCUCUCUCUCUCAUUUCUUGUAUAAUUCAAGUUCUCCACCAAAUGGAUACUGGGGGUAACUCUUUACCAUCUGGAGCAGACGGAACGAAAAGAAAAGUGUGCUACUUCUACGACCCUGAGGUUGGAAAUUACUAUUACGGCCAGGGUCAUCCGAUGAAGCCCCAUAGAAUGCGGAUGACUCAUGCUCUUCUUUCACAAUACGGGUUGCUGCAAAACAUGCAUGUUUUGAAGCCCAACCCUGCUCGAGAGAAGGAUCUUUGCAGGUUUCACGCAGACGAUUAUGUGUCUUUCUUGAGAAGAAUCACCCCGGAGACGCAACAAGAUCAGAUGAGGCAGCUGAAGAGGUUCAAUGUUGGAGAAGACUGCCCUGUUUUUGACGGCCUUUAUAAUUUCUGUCAGACCUACGCUGGAGGAUCCAUCGGUGGGGCCGUGAAGUUAAAUCACGGACAUUGUGACAUUGCCAUAAAUUGGGCCGGUGGGUUGCACCAUGCCAAGAAAUGCGAGGCUUCUGGCUUCUGCUACGUCAACGAUAUAGUGCUUGCCAUUUUGGAACUCCUUAAAACUCACGAGCGUGUUUUAUACGUGGACAUCGACAUCCAUCAUGGUGAUGGAGUUGAAGAGGCAUUUUAUAUAACUGACAGAGUCAUGACUGUUUCCUUUCAUAAAUUUGGAGAUUAUUUUCCUGGCACUGGGGACAUACGAGAUUUUGGAUUCGGAAAGGGGAAAUAUUACGCACUUAAUGUUCCGUUGGAUGAUGGGAUCGAUGAUGAAAGCUACCAAUCCUUAUUUAAGCCAAUUAUUAGUAAGGUAAUGGAAGUUUUCAGGCCUGGGGCAGUGGUCUUACAAUGUGGGGCCGAUUCUCUAUCCGGGGAUAGGUUAGGCUGCUUCAAUCUCUCGGUUAAAGGUCAUGCAGAGUGCGUAAGAUUUAUGAGAUCUUUCAACGUGCCCCUUCUUUUACUCGGUGGAGGUGGCUACACGAUACGCAAUGUUGCUCGUUGUUGGUGUUAUGAGACUGGAGUGGCGCUUGGGGUGGAGGUUGAUGAUCAGAUGCCACGGCAUGAAUACAUAGAGUACUAUGGCCCAGACUACAAUCUCCAUGUUGCUCCGAGUAACACGGAAAACAAAAACUGUCGAGACAUGCUCGAAGAAAUAAGAGCAGAGCUUCUUAUGAAUCUGUCAAGACUUCAGCAUGCUCCAAGUGUCCAGUUUCAGGAGCGACCACCCAAUACAGAACUACCUGAGGUUGACGAAGAUGAAGAGGAUAAAGAUGAAAGACAACAUCCUGAUUCUAACACGAACAUUGACUAUAGACGCAAUCAUGCGCCUAGCAGGGUGAAGGUGGAAUACGUUGAAUCUGUGGCAAAUGAUAAGAACGAUGAGGGUGUGGAUCAACUCGCUCGUAAGAUACAAUCAACACUUGAGCCUACGAGCUCAAAGGGCUCAAUGGCAGCUGCAGAAGAAGAUGCCAUGCAACGUGAUGAGCUCGAGAAGGAGAACUCGAGAACCCUAAUUAAUGAGCCUACCAAGAUAGAUCAACAUUGAUCAUCACCGGCCUCGAAGAAUAACCUUGGGUGGUCUAACGAAAUAUGCGUGCAGUUCUUGGCUUAGUAUGUGAGCAAAUAUUGAUAGUCAGGGAGGAUUGGACCUUGCUUCGAUUCGAAAAGAAAAUUGCUUGGUCGGGACUUAAGCCCCUCCGUGAUUGGUUAAUGGGGUCAUCGAAGACUUCAACCCUCCUUCAUAUUAUGAAAAGGAGCCGUUUGUGAUUCAUGCCAACUUUUUUUUUUUUUUUUAUGGUUUGUUAUUUCAAUUAUUCUUUAUACUUGAUUUGUAAGUUUUAAGAGAACAUUAGUAACUAUGGA
Molecule: messenger RNA, 1872 nt
Organism: Salvia hispanica
Lineage: Eukaryota; Viridiplantae; Streptophyta; Magnoliopsida; Lamiales; Lamiaceae
Product: histone deacetylase 19-like
Biological process (GO): epigenetic regulation of gene expression
Cellular component (GO): nucleus
Molecular function (GO): histone deacetylase activity
Source: RefSeq, a predicted model, not a curated record